AUGGCUGCUCGAUCAUUGUGUUUGGUGCUGGCAUCUAUCUUGCUGCCCUCGGCUCUAUCAUCGCCGUCGGAGCCAGGCCUGAGUGCAAGAGCCUCGGACGAUGCCUACUCCCCCCCAUACUACCCGGCACCCAAGGGCGGAUGGCUAGAUAACUGGGCGGAAGCCUAUGAGAAGGCACACAAACUCGUGAGCAACAUGACUUUGGCUGAAAAGGUGAACCUGACAACCGGCACGGGCAUCUUCAUGGGCCCUUGUGCGGGCCAAACAGGAAGCGCUCUGCGAUUGGGGAUCCCCAACCUGUGUCUUCAUGACUCUCCGCUGGGGGUACGCAACUCCGACCAUAACACAGCUUUUCCCCCUGGAAUUACCGUAGGGGCCACCUUUGACAAGGAUCUGAUGUACGAGCGAGGAGUGGGACUCGGUGAAGAAGCACGGGGCAAAGGCAUCAACGUCCUCCUAGGUCCGUCAGUUGGCGCUAUAGGGAGAAAACCGCGGGGAGGUCGCAAUUGGGAGGGAUUCGGCGCAGAUCCCAGUCUCCAGGCUGUCGGUGGUGCUCUGACAAUCAAGGGCAUGCAGAGCACGGGUGCUAUUGCCUCGCUCAAACAUUUUAUCGGCAACGAGCAGGAGAUGCAUCGUAUGAGCUCUAUAGUGACUCAAGGAUAUUCUUCGAAUAUCGAUGAUCGUACACUCCAUGAGCUCUAUCUGUGGCCAUUUGCUGAAGGUGUCAGAGCCGGAGCUGGCUCAGUAAUGAUCGCAUAUAAUGAUGUGAACCGCUCGGCUUGUAGUCAGAAUAGCAAACUUAUCAAUGGAAUUCUCAAGGAUGAGUUAGGGUUUCAGGGAUUCGUUGUGACCGACUGGUUGGCUCACAUCGGCGGCGUUUCGUCGGCAUUGGCUGGACUGGACAUGGAUAUGCCUGGAGAUGGCCCUGUACCACUCCUUGGAAACACCUAUUGGGGCUGGGAGCUUUCUCGUUCCAUACUCAAUGGAUCAGUUCCGGUCGAUCGUUUGAACGAUAUGGUGACGCGAAUCGUCGCAACAUGGUACAAGAUGGGCCAGGAUAAAGACUAUCCUCUUCCCAAUUUCUCCGGAAACACGUUGGAUGAAAAAGGGCCCCUCUAUCCAGGAGCUCUGUUCUCGCCCUCCGGCAUCGUCAACCAAUAUGUCAAUGUUCAAGGCAAUCAUAAUAUCACGGCCAGAGCAGUGGCCAGAGACGCAAUCACCCUACUCAAGAACGAGGACAACCUCUUGCCCCUAAGACGGAAUGACUCAUUGAAAAUCUUUGGUACUGACGCUGGCGCAAAUCCGGAUGGCCUUAAUACCUGCACUGAUCAAGGCUGCAAUAAAGGUGUGCUGACUAUGGGCUGGGGAAGUGGAACCUCUAGACUGCCAUACCUUGUCACCCCCCAACAAGCAAUUGCCAAUCUCUCGUCCAAUGCGGAAUUUUUCAUCACAGACAAGUUCCCAUCCAAGAUCUCCCCGACUUCGCAGGACGUUGCCAUUGUUUUCAUCAAUGCCGACUCGGGAGAGAACUAUAUCACCGUCGAGAGCAACCCUGGGGAUCGCACCACGGCGGGUUUGUAUGCGUGGCAUAAUGGUGAUGAUCUUGUCAAAGCUGCUGCGGAGAAAUUCUCGAAGGUCGUUGUAGUUGUUCACACGGUUGGUCCCAUCAUAAUGGAGAAGUGGAUUGACCUGGACCCGGUCAAGGCAGUCCUCGUCGCACACCUGCCCGGCCAGGAGGCCGGCUGGUCCCUGACAGACAUUCUGUUUGGCGACUACAGCCCCAGCGGACAUAUGCCAUAUACGAUCCCUCGCAGCGAGUCGGACUAUCCAGCCAGCGUAGGUCUGCUUCAGCAACCAUUCGGCCAAAUCCAAGACGACUAUACCGAACGCCUGUACAUCGAUUAUCGUCACUUCCUCAAGAACAACGUCACCCCUCGGUACCCAUUCGGCCACGGACUCUCUUACACUACAUUCAAGUUCUCCGAGCCUAGCCUUUCAGAAGAAACUCCCAUAGGCAGUGCCUAUCCACCAGCUCGGUCUCCCAAAGGCACCACACCUUCAUACCCAACCACCAAGCCCAGCGCAUCCGAGGCGGCUUGGCCCAAGAACUUCGACCGUAUUUGGCGCUACCUCUAUCCAUACCUCGACAACCCCGAAGGUGCAGCCGCCAACUCUACCAAGACGUACCCCUAUCCUGACGGGUACACGACGGAGCCGAAACCCGCACCGCGUGCCGGCGGCGCCGAGGGCGGAAAUCCCGCUUUGUGGGACAUCGCUUUUUCAGUCAAGGUCAAGGUCACCAACACGGGCUCGCGAAAAGGACGUGCCGUUGCACAGUUAUACGUGGAGAUGCCAUCCAGCCUGGGGGUUGAUACCCCGUCGCGGCAGUUGCGACAGUUCGAGAAAACGAAGACCCUGGCGCCUGGCGAGAGCGAGGACCUGACUCUGGAGGUCACCCGCAAGGAUAUUAGUAUUUGGGACGUAGAGGUGCAGGAUUGGAAGGCACCUGUGAAGGGUGAAGGUGUCAAGUUCUGGAUCGGGCAGAGCGUCGCUGAUGCCCAUGUGCGCUGCGAUGUGGGUGGCGAUUGUUCGACUCUGUAG
Molecule: messenger RNA, 2601 nt
Organism: Aspergillus melleus
Lineage: Eukaryota; Fungi; Ascomycota; Eurotiomycetes; Eurotiales; Aspergillaceae
Product: beta-glucosidase
Exons: 3
Coding region: 1-2601 (866 amino acids)
Biological process (GO): glucan catabolic process
Molecular function (GO): beta-glucosidase activity
Source: RefSeq, a predicted model, not a curated record